CUCUCCAGGAGGAGCCGCCGCCACUGCCGCCGGCGCGGCGGAGCUGGGGCUGGUGGCGCUGUGGUGCCGCCGGCUCGGGGGAGGGUCGGAGCAGCCACCGGCGGCGGCGGCGGCGCGGCCCGGCUCCGGCCAGGCGGGCUGGUGGCCGGGCGGGCGCCCGCACUCCCUACCCCGGGCCGGGCCCGGCCGUUGUCCCCGCCUGUCACCGGCCCGGGCCGCGCCGCCCGCUCCGGCACCCGGCGCGUGGCUCGCGGCACGGACCCCCGGGUUUGUUUACGUCCCGGGGAGCGCCCCGGGGCCCCCAGCGCACCUCGCGUCCGCCCCGCUCUUUUGUGUGCCUGUGUUGGUGGCGGGGACCUGCUCCUCGGUGGCGGGGGACCCCCGCGGGGGUGCUUUGGGGAAACUUGGCGAGGGGCGGCGGGGGUGCCCGGCGCGCGGUGCCGCUGGGUCGCGGUGUCCCGGACCGCCGGGUGCGGGCGCGGGUGGAGGAGGUUGCAACUUUUCCCGAGCGCAGGCCCCGCGCUGUUCCCCCGGGUGCCCAGGCCUGGGACGCUGCCUCCUCGCCGCCGGUGCGAGCGGCGAAAGCUGCGUGCCAGGGGGCUCCGGCGGCCCCCGGUAACCUGCGGCUCCACCUCCCUUCCUGGCCUUCCCCGCGGGGCUUCUGCCCUCUCUGCAGGGCCCACCAUGGAGCGCGCGGCGGGUGCGCUCGAAGAUGCCUUCUCGGGCCGGGUUCUCGAAAGCAGAGCCCCGGGGGCCCGUUGGGAUCUUAGCGUACCGGGCGGUGGUCCGCGAGGGGAGUCCCCGGCGCCACGCGGGGACAGUGCCGGGGCUCCCCGGCCCGCGCCCGAGCCACCGCCGCCGUGCCCAGGGGGCGAGUGCCCGCCUGCCACCCCCCGCCCGGAGGAGCGGCGCGCCCUUAGGGUCCGCCCCGCACGUGCCAGCUCGGCGCCCGCGGCGCCCGGACAGCCGCGGGACUCUGCCAGGUGGAUGUUGUGCGUAGCCGGAGCCAAGUUGAAGAGGGAACUCGAUGCCACCGCAACGGUAUUGGCGAACCGGCAGGAUGAAAGCGAGCAGUCCAGAAAGCGGCUUAUCGAACAGAGCCGAGAGUUCAAGAAGAACACUCCAGAGGAUUUGCGCAAGCAGGUAGCGCCGCUGCUGAAGAGCUUCCAAGGAGAGAUUGAUGCACUGAGUAAAAGAAGCAAGGAAGCUGAAGCAGCUUUCUUGAAUGUCUACAAAAGAUUGAUUGACGUCCCAGAUCCGGUACCGGCUUUGGAUCUUGGACAGCAACUCCAGCUCAAAGUACAGCGGCUGCACGAUAUUGAAACAGAGAACCAGAGACUUAGGGAAACUCUGGAAGAAUACAACAAGGAAUUUGCCGAAGUGAAGAAUCAAGAGGUUACGAUAAAAGCACUUAAAGAGAAAAUCCGAGAAUAUGAACAGACACUGAAGAACCAAGCCGAAACCAUAGCUCUUGAGAAGGAACAGAAGUUACAGAAUGACUUUGCAGAAAAGGAGAGAAAGCUGCAGGAGACACAGAUGUCCACCACCUCAAAGCUGGAGGAAGCUGAGCAUAAGGUUCAGAGCCUACAAACAGCCCUAGAAAAAACUCGAACAGAAUUAUUUGACCUGAAAACCAAAUAUGAUGAAGAAACUACUGCAAAGGCCGACGAGAUUGAAAUGAUCAUGACGGACCUUGAAAGGGCAAACCAGAGGGCAGAGGUGGCUCAGAGAGAGGCGGAGACCUUAAGGGAACAGCUCUCAUCCGCCAAUCACUCCCUCCAGCUGGCCUCACAGAUCCAGAAGGCACCAGACGUGGAGCAGGCCAUAGAGGUGCUGACCCGCUCCAGCCUAGAAGUUGAGUUGGCCGCCAAGGAGCGGGAGAUCGCACAGCUGGUGGAGGACGUGCAGAGACUCCAGGCCGGCCUCACCAAGCUGCGGGAGAACUCGGCCAGCCAGAUCUCACAGCUCGAGCAGCAACUGAGCGCCAAGAAUAGCACGCUCAAACAACUGGAAGAAAAACUCAAAGGCCAGGCUGACUAUGAAGAGGUGAAGAAAGAGCUGAACAUUCUGAAGUCCAUGGAGUUUGCACCACCCGAGGGCGCUGGGACACAGGAUGCAGCCAAGCCCCUGGAGGUGCUGUUGCUGGAGAAGAACCGAUCGCUGCAGUCCGAGAACGCCGCGCUGCGCAUCUCCAACAGCGACCUGAGCGGGUCAGCCAGGAGAAAAGGUAAAGACCAGCCUGAAAGUCGGCGCCCGGGAUCUUUGCCGGCCCCCCCUCCUUCUCAGUUGCCCCGCAACCCGGGGGAGCAGGCUUCCAAUACUAAUGGUACACACCAGUUCUCACCAGCGGGGUUAAGUCAAGACUUUUUCAGCUCAUCCCUGGCAAGCCCCAGCCUACCCCUGGCUUCUACAGGAAAAUUUGCACUAAACUCUCUUCUCCAGCGACAGCUAAUGCAGUCCUUCUACUCCAAGGCUAUGCAGGAAGCCGGAAGCACAAGCAUGAUUUUUUCAACAGGUCCAUACAGCACAAACUCCAUAUCUUCCCAAAGUCCAUUACAACAAAGCCCAGAUGUCAAUGGCAUGGCCCCAUCCCCCAGCCAGUCAGAAAGUGCUGGGAGCGUCUCCGAGGGCGAGGACAUGGACACUGCAGAAAUCGCCCGGCAGGUCAAAGAGCAGCUGAUUAAGCACAAUAUCGGACAACGGAUUUUCGGACAUUACGUCUUGGGACUGUCUCAAGGGUCCGUGAGCGAGAUUCUGGCGCGGCCCAAGCCAUGGAAUAAACUGACUGUUCGCGGCAAGGAGCCAUUUCACAAGAUGAAACAGUUCCUCUCUGAUGAGCAGAACAUCCUGGCCCUCCGUAGCAUCCAAGGCAGACAAAGAGAGAAUCCAGGCCAGAGCCUGAACAGACUAUUUCAGGAAGUACCGAAACGAAGAAAUGGGUCUGAAGGUAACAUCACCACCCGGAUCCGAGCCUCCGAGACUGGCUCCGAUGAAGCCAUCAAGUCCAUCCUAGAGCAGGCGAAGCGGGAGCUCCAAGUGCAGAAAACCGCAGAGCCGGCCCAGCCUUCCUCCGCAUCCGGCAGCGGGAACUCCGAUGACGCCAUCCGCUCCAUCCUGCAGCAAGCCCGCCGGGAGAUGGAGGCCCAGCAAGCCGCCCUCGACCCCACCUUAAAGCCGGCACCGCUGUCCCAGAGCGACAUCACCAUCCUCACCCCCAAGCUUCUGUCCACCUCGCCCAUGCCGACCGUGUCCACCUACCCACCUCUUGCCAUCUCCCUGAAGAAGCCCCCCGCAGCUUCCGAGGCGGGUGCCUCUGCUCUGCCGAACCCCCCGGCCCUCAAAAAGGAGGCCCAGGACACCCCCGGGCUGGACCCCCAGGGCGUGGCUGAUUGUCCACAAGGGGUCCUGAGACAGGUGAAAAACGAGGUGGGCCGCAGCGGCGCGUGGAAGGAUCACUGGUGGAGCGCGGUGCCGGUGCAGCCGGAGAGGAGAAACGCCACUGGCUCCUCCGAGGAGGCCAAGGCCGAAGAAGCGGGCAGCGGGAAAGAGAAGGGCGGUGGUGGCAGCGGCGGCGGCAGCCAGCCUCGGGCGGAGCGCAGCCAGCUCCAGGGACCCGCGUCGUCAGAAUACUGGAAGGAGUGGCCCAGCGCGGAGUCCCCGUACUCCCAGAGCUCAGAGCUGAGUCUGACUGGGGCCAGCCGCAGCGAGACGCCACAGAACAGCCCCCUGCCAUCCUCCCCGAUCGUGCCCAUGUCCAAGCCCACCAAGCCCUCGGUCCCCCCGCUGACCCCCGAGCAGUACGAGGUCUACAUGUACCAGGAGGUGGACACCAUCGAGCUCACCCGGCAGGUUAAGGAGAAACUGGCCAAGAACGGCAUCUGCCAGAGAAUCUUCGGGGAGAAGGUGUUGGGCCUGUCCCAGGGCAGUGUCAGCGACAUGCUAUCCCGACCGAAGCCGUGGAGCAAGCUGACGCAGAAAGGCCGAGAACCCUUCAUCCGGAUGCAGCUCUGGCUGAAUGGCGAGCUGGGCCAGGGUGUUCUACCCGUCCAGGGCCAGCAGCAAGGGCCAGUACUCCACUCCGUGACGUCGCUCCAGGACCCCCUGCAGCAGGGCUGUGUCAGCUCAGAAAGCACUCCAAAGACCUCAGCCAGCUGCAGCCCCGCCCCCGAGUCCCCGAUGAGUUCCAGCGAGUCGGUGAAGAGCCUGACCGAGCUGGUCCAGCAGCCCUGUCCCCCCAUAGAGGCCAACAAGGAUAGCAAGCCCCCGGAGCCCAGUGACCCGCCAGCAUCCGACUCCCAGCCCGCAACCCCGCUGCCUCUCUCCGGACACUCGGCCCUCAGCAUCCAAGAACUGGUAGCCAUGUCCCCAGAGCUGGACACCUACGGCAUAACCAAGCGGGUGAAGGAGGUGCUGACGGACAACAACCUCGGCCAGCGCUUGUUUGGGGAAACCAUCUUAGGGCUCACCCAAGGCUCUGUCUCUGACCUCCUUGCCCGCCCAAAACCCUGGCAUAAGCUCAGUCUGAAAGGACGGGAGCCCUUCGUCCGGAUGCAGCUGUGGCUGAACGACCCCAACAAUGUGGAGAAGCUGAUGGACAUGAAACGGAUGGAGAAGAAAGCCUACAUGAAGCGGCGGCACAGCUCAGUCAGUGACACUCAGCCCUGUGAGCCACCCUCCGUUGGCACCGAGUACAGCCAGAGCGCCAGCCCCCAGCCGCAGCACCAGCUGAAGAAACCCCGGGUGGUGCUGGCUCCUGAGGAGAAGGAGGCCCUGAAACGAGCGUAUCAACAAAAGCCAUACCCGUCACCAAAAACCAUCGAAGACCUCGCCACCCAGCUCAACCUGAAAACCAGCACCGUCAUCAACUGGUUUCACAACUACAGGUCUCGGAUCCGCAGAGAACUGUUCAUUGAGGAGAUCCAGGCCGGGAGCCAGGGCCAGGCGGGCGCCAGCGACUCCCCGUCGGCCCGCAGCGGCCGCGCGGCGCCCGGCUCGGAGGGCGACAGCUGCGACGGCGUGGAGGCCGCCGAGGGCCCGGGCGGCGCCGACGCGGACGAGCCCAAGUCUCAGGGAGAGGCCGAGCGGGACGAGGCGCCGCGGCCGGCGGAGCAGACGGAGCCGCCGCCCUCGCGGACCCCGGGCCCGGACGACGCCCGCGACGACGAGCACCACGAGGGCGCCCCCGCGGACGGCCCGGGGCCGCCGCCCAGCCCCGCGCCCGCGCCCGCCGCGCCCGCCGCGCCCGAGGACGCCGCUACCUCAGCCGCCGCCCCGCCCGGCGAGGGCCCCGCGGCCCCGAGCUCCGCGCCGCCGCCCGGCAGCAGCGCCCCCCGCAGGCCCAGCUCGCUGCAGAGCCUCUUCGGCCUCCCCGAGGCCGCGGGCGCCCGGGACUCGCGCGACAACCCCCUGCGCAAGAAGAAGGCCGCGAACUUGAACAGCAUCAUCCACCGCCUGGAGAAGGCCGCCAGCCGGGAGGAGCCCAUCGAGUGGGAGUUCUGAGGGGCCGCGCCGCCGGGCCGGGCCGCGGAGGCCUGGGCGGGCCCGACGACGGGGCUCGAACCGCGGCCCGCGCCGACCCCGGGGCCGGACCUGAGCGCGCGCGCGCGUGUGCGCGCGGCCCAGACCCCCGCGCGGUCCGCGGCCCCCCCCCCACCGCCACCCCGCGGCCCGGACCGCGCUGCGCACUUCCCGCCCUGCGGGCCACAGGGCAAAAUCGCCAUAGGCCAAGGUGCAUAUAGAAAACAAAGGAGCAUUAAGCCCAAUCUAUGUCGUGUUUUCGAGGAAGAAAACAGAAACGUGUGGUCGAGCUUUUUUGUACCCUGAAGUGUUUUUUUUAUUGCCCUAAGUGAUUUCCACAGGUUCUGGAAUAACUCUUACAGCUUUGCCUUGUGUCCUCCUGUUCCGUGUGGGCUUUAAAAAAAAAAAAAAAAAAAUCAAACCCACAUAUUAAAAGGGGGCUUUUUAUCUGCCAUCUAAUGGCUUCAGAGCGAUAAUACACUAUUAUCUUCUUAAACCAGGAAAAAAAAAAGGGGGGGGGGAGGGAUUUUUCAGAAAAAUUAAAAAAGAAAGUUUUUGUAGCUGUUCAGUUGCCACUAAGAGAUUGCACAGUCAAAACGACUCUAAACACACUAGUUUGGAUUCCUAAAUAUUUUCAAGAAAAGAAAUCUUCUCGUUUGAAACUUUGAAUUAAAAUAAAACACAUUUACUCCACAUAUUUUUUAACAAAAAAGAAGACGUCACAUCAGGAAACUCUGAUUUUGUGGUAGCUGACAUAGUGUUUUCUUGUACGUGAAUAGAAUCCUGACAUGUAGUGCACAUCAAUGUAUAGCUUUAACUGACCCUGGGUUUUGCAGACCAGGGUUUGUUUAAUACACUCCAUUCUAGGCCAAAUCAGGACAGGAAAAAAAGAAAAAAAAAAAAAAGAAAAAAAAAAAAGAAGAAGAAAGAAGAAGAAAAGAUCCGAAUCUAGGUAUUUUAUAAUCUGCUUUUUAACCUCUAACCGCAGAGCACGCUGAUCAGACCUCAUAUCUUGGAGGUUUAGGAGACAAGUUAGAACUGUAGCAUGUACCUGUUAAUUUUGUUUAAUUUAUGGUGUCUCAGUCUGUCUGUGCGUCUGCACGUGUGCAAACAUGGAAAGAAAGAAGGAGAGGGUAGUCAGGCCGGCGCAGCAGGCAGUUCCAAGGCCAGACAGGCAGGCCGGUGGCCACGUAGAUAGCAGUCUGCGAAUCUCUCUCUGGCACAAAAGGCACCUCACCUCACACCACUCUCCUGGGCACCUGAUGAACUGAGCCCUCCCAGGGGAAGACACUCCCCAGGCCUGGGCAGGGCUUGCACUCACACUCUCUCUCUUUCCCUUUUUCUUCCCACCACAAGCACUGAUGACCCUGUUGAACUCGUGGGAAACUUCCUUUCUCUGCGGGAGAGAGAACGUGGCAGUCUGGGCUCCCCAUUCCCAUCCCUGUAGAAAUGGCCCAAAUUCACACCAAAACGUGGAUGCUCAACUUCCAGACCAACCAUUUGCCCUGCAUUCAUUUCGCCUCUUAGAAAGUUCUUUUAUGCACAGUUUUAGGGCAGUCUAAGUACACACCGAAAGUCUAACUUGUCUCUGACUCCUCCCUUGUCUAUGUGUAUAUGCGUGAGAAUAGAGGCGGGUGAGAGUGUGUGUGUGUGUGCGUGUGUGCAAUUUUAUACGUCUGUGUAUUUUCUUAAGUACCUGUGCACACGUAGAGUGCAUUACUGCCACCUUUUUCAAUAAGCUGUUUUAUCAGUUAUGGCUUCUACAAGUUUGCUAAUUUAGACUCCUUUAUUGCCAUAUCUUUAAACUAACAAUAGAUGAUUUCGGUAUAUAUAUAUAUUUUUUUUUGCUUAUUUAUAGGUGCUGUAUUUUAUUAUCUGAUUGUUAGGAAGGGAUGAAAGGGGCAAAUAUUCUUUAGAGGGAUAGACUGCCGGCAGUAUUGGGUAUAAUUUACAAGAUGUAGUUGUCAUACUGUAUAUUACUGAUUGAAAACUUUUUGACCGUAUUGUGUAUCAUUGAAACCUUUGUCUUAGGUCAACAUCUUUGGAUGACAUUUUAAUGGUGCAUUCAUUAUUUCUUAAGUUUAAUUAAUAUUACUUUUUUUUUUUUUUUUUGAUUUGGGGGGUGGGAGGGAGUUAUAAUUUUAAAGGUAUGCUCUGGCUGUUCCACCUCCGUGUGCUUGUUAAUUAUCUUGUAGGACUUUGACUGUAAGAUGUGAAACCACGUUUCUUGCAUGAUGUUUUAGAGAUUAUUUCAUUUAGAGUCUUUUUAACCUGCAGCUGCAGCACUUAGUUCACGUUUUCACAAGUUUUUGAGAGUCACUACACUAAAGACAAUGCCUUUUCGUGAAUAAGAAGUUUUCAGAAGGCUCUAGGGGGCUGGGAGGCAGGCCAUUUGUUUGUCUUUCGAUGGGGGUAUCAUUUCUGAACUUGAAAUCUGGUUCAGGAAGAAGAGAAUUCAAAAUUGGAGGAGCUUAAGGGGACACGGGUCAACAUCUGGCUCAAUUCAAGUGCAUUGAGAGGAGAGAGCUCACACCAGUGACCCUCGGGACAGUGAGUAGCGGAGCCCUGGCCACUGUGUGUCUCCACAGAAACCUCAAGGGACUUUUGUCAUCAUGGAUGAUGAAUCUCUAUCAUCUAAUUUUCAUAAGAAUGGAAAGCAAGAAGUUAACAGGAAAUCAUAGGCUAGGGCUUAGUUUUAAAGGCAUGACUGUUAUUUACAGAGAUGUUAAAUCCGAGGAAAUUGACAAAUAUAUAGAUCUGUCCAUUCUAGUGGCCAAACAGUAACAGUCUAAAAUGCAGUCAUUUUGGCCCUCCCAAGCAAUUUAGUCGUAUUUGUUGUCUUCUCUUUUUUAUUUUUCUCUUUUUAAUUCUUAACUAGAUUACUCUUGAUUCCCAUUCUGUCUCUUUUUUUUUUUUUUUUUUUUUUUUGCCGGACUUACAUCUGGGUGCCGGAUACAAUCCGUUGGUUACAUUUUGCUUGCAGUUUUGUGUAUUUUUUUCCUCUAUUAUUUAUUUUUAAAAACAAACCUGGAGAUCCCAACCUUACGAUCUUUGAUGUUAAGCUAGUGCUGUCUGUAAUACUUCUAAGAGCUGCCACUAAGAUAAUACAGCAAUCCGUGGCCAGGGGGGCAGCGCCUCCCUCCUGGUCGGACCCCUCAGUUGGAGUCUAAGGGUUAAUCUCUCAUCUUGCUAAGCAGUAUUCAAGUGCCUUGAACAGUGUCCCCUCCUUGUGGCUCCCCUUCAGCAGGCUGGCGUUCCAAGCAGUGGCUCCCGAAGGCAGCCGACCCCCUUCCUCUUCACGCUCUAUGAGUUUAAAAAGCUGAUUUGUACCUCUCCCCUGGGGGAAACGGUUCCAUAUAAAACACUAACACUUAAUUACAAGCUCCAUUAUGCCAUUUUAAAUGGAUUCUUUUUGUUAAUUGGAGGCAGUGUUCACAACUUAAGGCUUUUGCCAUUAACUUAGCUGGCUAAGCGGAGGUGCGGCAUAAAAUCAGUGUUUGCGUUUAGCCUCUUGACCCAGGGUUACCGCCCGAGCUCCCUUAUGGUACCCAAGACGGCAGGUGUGUGGGUUCUGUCCUAGACCUGUGCCCAACUCACUUCCACCCCAGAGCAGUCUUCUCUCCUCCUCCCCCACCCCCCCAGCUCCCAGGGAGCCUCCUCUUGAACUUCUGUAUCUGUGAAGACCUCUGUGGUUUCUGGCCACCAGACAUCUCUUUAGAAAGGAUUAUCAGAGCUGUGGAGCUCAGCUCAGCUAGAUUCUUCUAGAGGAUCUUAGGAGGCAUCUUGGCAUGAGGCACCUUCUAAGUGUCUCCUGGGGCAGGAUCGGGGCAGACAGCCCAGGGAUGCGUGCUUGCGAGAACUCAGAAAUGCCAGGAUCGUGGCUCGUAGACAUCCACCAUCAAACCAUGCUACUUUGUCUAUGCAAGUAAUUGAGGCGAAAGAUACCAGCUGACGGCCUCCUUGGGGCAGAUCCCUUGCACCUCCAAAGUACAAAUGCCUCCCUGCUCAGUUUUCUUCCUGUCAGUAUCUUUGUGUUCUUCCCAUUGAACAACCAUCCUGUCUGAUGUGGAUGUUCAGGUUUGCUGGUUGGUGGUCCCGGCCCAGAGUGCAGCAGAGCUCUAGGUUAAAUGUACCUUUCUGGCCACUGCCCAAGCCCAGGUGGCCAGCUCUCAUACCCCAUCUCUCUCCUUGGCCAGGGCCAGCAUCAGGCAUGCAGCUCAUGGCCAGUUUUCGCAGGCUGUACUCUAAUUCGGAGAGAGUGCUGUGGGCUUUGGUUGACUACUUUAAGAUCAUGCCACAGCCAGGCCCUAAAAAAGAGGGGAGCCGGAGUCCCCAGGUGAGCUCUGUCACGGGCAGGUGCCUUCCCAACUAAGGUCGGACCGGACAGCUUUGCCCCUGCACGCAUGUCCUUUGAUACAGGGGUGAUCAGUGAACUCCGUUGACAGUCUAUGCAAUGUUUUUCAUUCCUCUGAUUUUAGCAAAGUAAAUCUCACUGAAAAAUAGAGCCGGGGGAACAGACGCGCGUCCUUCUGGGAGUCGCACAAAGAAAAGCAGAGAUAGUGACUUACAGGAUUUUGAACCGAGGGAUGACAGCCUUUGCCUUAAAUGCACUAUGACAGGCACUUCUUGGCAGGCCAGUAAAAACAAAAGUCCAUAGAUCUCACUCAUCCCAACCUGUCCCGGGAGAAAUGGCAACAUGGGGCGCGGUGAGCAUGCUGGGCUGGGCUGUUGGCUGUGGUACUUUAGGCUGGAGGUUGGGCUCCUGUGCUGCCCGGGGGGCCCUGUCCCUCCCCGGAUGUCCUCCGUCUUCACACUCCUCACUGUCCCUUCUACCUCACUAACCUGUGUUCUCCAUCUGAUAUCACCAGAACCACGCCCCACAGAUCUGUGAGGCACGUGGGCUGCAGGGGGUGGAAAAGCUACCAGUGGGGCCAACGCGAGCAUGCCUCUGCCGGCGGGCGGGCUUUGUGUCUCUCUCCCUUUGUGAGCACAACAGACAGACAGCUGUGCCCUGCAAGGCACAUGAAUUUCUCUCUUGAUUUCCACCUGUUCCCGAAGCUCCAGCAGCUGUGUCUUUUGCAGGCAGGGCACGGUCUCGGGCCUCCGAGGAUCUUGUCUGUUCUUUUCUGCCCACUCCUGUUCAGCUGUUCGGAUCCAUCAUGGCCAUUUUCCUUGCCCCGGGCUGCCCCAGCAUGGCCACAUGAGGAUGCAUCCCAAGAUUCCCAGCUGGCUUCGGGGAGCGCUGUAGCUCUUGGGCGUCUGUUGUCUCUGGCAAAGUCUCAGCCUCACUGCGAACGCUCCUUUGCAAACAGCAAACAUCUCAAAGGCGGAAAAGGGUAGAUGGCUUCCUCCAGCCUUGCAUCGCCCGCUUAUCUCAAAAGAACAGGCCAGUUCCCAUCCACCACCGAAGAAAACCAGCUCCUGGGCCUCUGGUUGGAUGUGGGUCUGUCCAGUCUGGGGGCCAAAGUGUUUCCCUGCUGGAGAGAAUUUGCAAGGAAGCCCUAGGGAUUGGGACAGCAUCCUGUUCGUGGCAGGGACCAGCCAAAGCUCACAUUUAGAAACCCCCCUCCACCCCCAGGGCUUCUGUGGUUUCACCUGGGCGUCGAUGACAUUAGGGACGUCUUUGUGACCACAAGGAUAGGGUUUAUGCCCUGAGUGGCAAGGUGGUGACCUGGAGUCAGUGUGAUGUGGUUGGAUCUCAGCGUGUACUGAAUGCCAGUCUGGCCGGCACACUCAAACGCUAAGGGAAUGGUCCAGUCUGACGAUUUUAUUUCUAUUUCCAUCAGGUUUUGACUUUCUGUAGAUGAAAACUACAAGGGAAAAGAGAAAGCAAGUACCCAAUAAAGUCUAGAAAGAUCCAGUCCAGGAAAUCCUUAGAGAUGGGCUGUAGUUAAGUCCACAACCGCCAGGCUUAAUCCGGACAGAAGAGGAGUGGACGUGGGUAGCAGAGCGUAAACUGAGCCCCGGCCCUGCUUCCAGCCCCCCAGCCCAGUCUUGCCCGUCCCAGAGGCCCCAGCAGCCUGUGCACCUCACCACCCGCCCCGGGUCAAGGGAGUAGAAGGAAAUGCAGUUUCCUCCUGUCUUCCCCAACCUCCAAAAACGGCCCCCUCCUCCCAGGCCUCUCCCACCACCACCUCCCCUCCAAAGAUAACCAUGUCCACGCCAUCCGUGGCAUCAUCUCGAGUUUUCAUUUUUGGAUGAAGUGACAUUUAGCUUUAACGAGACAUUUCCAAAGCGCCUAGACUCCUCCAAAAUGCUAACUUUAAAAGUUGGGCAUUGUAGGCGAAAAAUCCUGAUAAAAAAAAAAAAAAAAAAAAAAAAAAAAUAAGGCUGAAAGAGAGAAAGACAUUUGGCCAUGUAUAAAUGUGCACUUCCCCACCCCCGCCCCGUUCUUAAACUCUUAAGAUGCCUUUGAGUUGCUUUUCAUGAAUCCUUUUAGUUUACCCAGUAAUGUUAAGAAAGCAUUAGUCUGCGUUACUGUAAUUUCUGUAGUGUUUAGGCUUUAAUUUCUACCACAAAAAUAUGCUAUAUGCUAUGUAUCAAGCUUUCUGUAAUCAGAAAGGAAAGGUGCCUUAUAUCCCAAUGUCACGGCUACAUCCCUAUGGAAAUUAAACAGAAGCACAGUGUGUACGGAAGCAUUGGGACUUCUGCUGGUGAAACAAGACACCGUUCAGCAAGACACGUUGAAGUGGCACGGAGCUGCUUUCAUUUUAUAAUUCCUUCCCCCCCCUUCUUUUUUUUUUUGUAGUUUGCUUUAAACAGAAAGCACUUAAAUAGAUGACUUAUGUGUAAAAGCUCUGUGCAAUUGAAAUCAUUUUUCUUUUUUUUAAAAAAAAAAUAAAUAACGUAUUGCACACCAAAUGAACUCAAAGUAAGCUUUAGACCAGGACGAUUCAGGUUAUGAAUGGGUUUGUUCACUGUAGUUCCGUUUGUUCAUAUACCGAAGGGAAAACAGGCCUCCCCCACCCCUUCCAGUCUCCCAGUCUGCCUCUUGGUGACCGCUGAGCUGGGUGUGCAGGGCCCACAGGCUCUGGCCAGAGCCGCUGGCCUGGCGAGGCAGGAUGGUGUGUGUCGGUGAUUCAGAAGCUGAGAGCCUUCCCCAGUGUGCGAGGCCACAGCCGUCCCUUCCAGCACUUAACCUUGUCUUGUUGAAAUGGACUGACUGCUACUGACCUGCCGGCGUGCGUGAGGGUGAUUAUAAAAGGAUGUUUCCUUGAGAAAAAAAAAAAAAAAAAUUAUUCCUAUCCUCUUCUAUUUAUUAUUAGGUUAAUCAUUUAAGUACUUACCAGGAGUGUAUUGUUAUUUUGUGUUUUGUUGUCAUAAAUGCUUUUUGCUGUCACUCUAGUGGUUACUGUCCUCUGCCUUCCUCUCCCCCUCAGCCCCCCCCAGAGAAUCAAGGCAUCUGGGGGACCGAUUGGGGGACAGGGGGGGUUUCCCCAGCAAAGUCAAACACCUGUCUCCAGAGUAGCCGCUCAAAAACUGGCGGUCUCUAUGUCUCUGACUUUUUAAACGAGAGUAUAUGAACAAAAAUCUACCAACAUGUAAAGGGAGAGCUGAGUUGAAGGAUACUCGCUUGAGGAGCUGCAGAGGAGUCUUAGAAAAACCAAGUUCAGUUCCCCAAAGCCUCCUAGAGCCUCUGGUAAGACUUCUGGGUUCAUGAAGUUUCAGCCAACCCAGUUCAGAGAGGGUGAAGUGGCCCGGUCAAGACGAUCACUUCCAAGCGAGAGAGUGAUUUCUGGCAAGGCCCACUCGGGUUGGUAUGUUCUGGUUGGGUUUUGUUGUGGUGGUGGUUUUCUUGCAUACAAAGUUGGUCAAAACCAUCUCUCAAAGCAACAGUGUUUCGUGGUACCAGCUGUGGCUUGAGGGCUCACCUAGGAGGUGCCGGGCAGAGGGCCCCUGUCCCCUAUAGGUGGUUCAGUGUGGAGGAAGGUUGGGUGUGGAGAUUGCUUGCAGUGGCCCCGAGCAGGACACCCAGUGGCUCGCCAGUGGGGUGUGAAGGUGAGACGGCCUGCCUGGAGCCCACGGGCCCAGCAGAAGGAACCUUCCCCCAGGCCAAGGCAAGGGUGCUGCUUAGUUGCACGGGAGGCCGGGCGGGACACCCCUUUCCAGGCCAUCACCUCCCCUUCUCCAAAAUCGAUGGGGGGGGGGGUCCUGAUUUUGUUCUCUCUUUGACAGAAACCCUCUACCGAAACAAAGGUCUCCAUCUCCCCCAAAAGCUUUUUUUUUUUUUUUUUUUUUUUCAUUUUUCUCUAAUUACUCUAUGCAUUUCUCUCUCUCAAGCCAUCUUCUGCCUCUUCCCUUGAGACAGGGGGUGUCUCACGUCCCCCCGCUUCUGAGACCUCUUGGGGGGAAAAUGCCGUGCGUUUUGGAGACGUGAGAAUUCACCCCAAGUUCUUACAGCAUGGGAGAUAGCUUGUUGUAAAAGUAAAAGGGGGGGGAAGAAGAAGGUGGUUUCCCCCACAUCUCUUUCCACUGAAUGAGAGGACUUAGUUCUUUGCGUUUGUGCAAUAACCCUUCGCUGCUCGCCUUGAGAGCGGGCAGCACCACGCUUCUGUCCAGACUACUAUCAGCGCAAGACGCACUCGCAGGGUGGCGCAAUCUUCCGGAAAACUCUUUAUAAGCUCAGCUCCCCCCGCCCCCGUGUUCCGUCACGUCUUACAUUUUAGCAGUAUUUGAUAUUUUCUGUGACGCACCACGUCUUAGAUCUUUCUCAAGCUUCUUUGUUCAUCCUUGCAGUCACAGAUUUUUUUUUUCCCCUCGAAUCCUCACAGAGACCCAAUUGACCAAAAAAAGAAAAAAGAGAAAAAAAAAAAAAGGCGUCUUUUUUUUUUUUUUUUUGUACAAAUCGCUUUGAGAUGCCUCUGUUGUGUUGCUGUGUGACUUCUCUCUGAUAACAUUUUCUUUUUCGAUAUUUGUUUUUCUACAUUAAGAGUCAAAGUUGAACCGGCUGGCGCGGGGGUGGGGGAGGCACCCGUCGGCCCCUUGGUGUUGUUCCUCUGUCCUUGGUUAGCCAUACAAUGUUUGUUCUCAGCACUGUACAACGGUCCCUAUAUAAUACGGAGAAGCAAUAUCACUGUAUGAAACUCACACCAUGUAUUAUUAUUCACUAGCACCCUAGGUGUGAUAAUUGAAGUAAAUAUCUUUUAUACAAACACAA
Saimiri boliviensis boliviensis (Bolivian squirrel monkey) is the source of this 14674-nucleotide messenger RNA. It is a transcript of the gene CUX1, whose product is annotated as cut like homeobox 1. NCBI's taxonomy places the organism in Eukaryota, Metazoa, Chordata, Mammalia, Primates, Cebidae. The record is from RefSeq and is a predicted model, not a curated record. Gene Ontology annotation, cellular component: nucleus; Golgi membrane. Gene Ontology annotation, biological process: regulation of transcription by RNA polymerase II; intra-Golgi vesicle-mediated transport. Gene Ontology annotation, molecular function: DNA-binding transcription factor activity, RNA polymerase II-specific; RNA polymerase II transcription regulatory region sequence-specific DNA binding.